UCUCCUCCUCCGUCCACCCUUCAAACUAAUAACUAGAAGCCUUUGCUCAGAAGAGAGAAACUAGCCUCUCUCUCUCUCUCUCUCUGGUUUCCUGCCUGCUCUGCUUCUGAAAACGCUGAGAUAUACAGAGAAAAAGAGAGAUGGAGAGCAGAAGCUUCCCUGUGAUUAACAUGGAGCUUCUUGAGGGUUCUAAGCGCUCAGACGCCAUGGCUGUUCUUCGAGACGGCUGUGAAAACUGGGGAUUCUUCGAGCUACUGAACCACGGAAUCCCGCACGAUCUAAUGAACAGAGUCGAAACUGUAAACAAAGAACAUUACCGCCGAUUCCGCGAGCAGCGAUUCAAAGAAUUCGCUGCGAAAACCUUAGAUUCCGGCGAAAAUGUCGACGCCGAAAAUCUGGACUGGGAAAGCACCUUCUUCCUCCGCCAUCUCCCAACCUCCAACAUCUCUCAAGUCCCCGACCUGGAUGAGGAUUGCCGCAGGACGAUGAAAGAAUUCGCUCUAGAGCUCGAGAAACUGGCAGAGAGAUUGCUGGAUCUGUUGUGCGAGGAUUUGGGGCUUGAGAAGGGGUAUUUGAAAAAGGUUUUUUGCGGCGGAUCGGACGGAUUGCCGACCUUUGGGACGAAGGUUAGUAAUUAUCCGCCGUGUCCGAAGCCGGAGUUGAUAAAGGGAUUGAGAGCUCAUACGGAUGCGGGAGGGAUUAUUCUGCUGUUUCAGGAUGAUAAGGUCAGUGGACUUCAGUUGCUUAAGGAUGGUGAAUGGGUUGAUGUUCCUCCCAUGCGCCAUUCCAUUGUUGUUAAUAUCGGAGAUCAGCUUGAGGUGAUAACAAAUGGAAAAUACAAGAGUGUGAUGCACAGGGUGGUGGCGCAAACCAACGGCAACCGCAUGUCGAUUGCAUCCUUCUACAACCCUGGCAGUGACGCCGUCAUCUUCCCGGCGCCAGAGCUGGUAGAGAAAGAGGCGGAGGAGAAGAAGAAGGAAACUUAUCCAAAGUUUGUGUUUGAGGAUUACAUGAAGCUGUAUGUUCGCAAGAAGUUUGAGGCUAAGGAGCCAAGGUUUGAGGCUAUGAAGACUAUGGAUGCUGUUAUUAGCUCUCAGCUGAUUCCUACUGCUUGAUUAAGUAAUUAAUUAAUUGGCUGGCAUUUGGAAACAAAUUAGUUAUUUAUGUGUAGGGUCUGGUCUGGUGGUGUGAUUGGAAGAAUUAUGUCUAUGUUUGGAGUAGUAUGUCAUUUCUAAAUAUAUUUAUGUUGAUGUUGUCUAUGGAAAGCUAGCUAUUAAAUUUGUUCCUUAUCGUUUCAGUGUUAUGAGAUGUAGUCUUCAGUUAUUCAAUUCUUGAAUAUUAGCAACAGUUUGUCAA
Messenger RNA from Dendrobium catenatum, 1356 nucleotides. RefSeq names its product 1-aminocyclopropane-1-carboxylate oxidase. Bases 141 to 1115 code for a protein of 324 amino acids. The record is from RefSeq and is a predicted model, not a curated record. NCBI's taxonomy places the organism in Eukaryota, Viridiplantae, Streptophyta, Magnoliopsida, Asparagales, Orchidaceae. The transcript is spliced from 3 exons.